AUGUUUUACAUUCUCCUGCCCACCCGUCUUCAUUCCCCUGCCCACCCGCCUUCAUUCUCCUGCCCACCUGUCUUUAUUGCCCCCCUGCCUUUAUUCUCCCACGCCUUUAUUCUCCUGCCCACCCGUCUCAUUCUCCUGCCCAUUCUCCUGCCCACCUGUCUUCAUUGCCCUGCCCACCCGCCUUCAUUCUCCUGCCCACCUGUCUUCAUUGCCCUGCCCACACGCCUUCAUUCUCCUGCCCACCCGUCUUCAUUCCGCUGCCCACCCGUCUUCAUUCUCCUGCCCACCCGUCUUCAUUCCGCUGCCCACACGCCUUCAUUCUCCUGCCCACCCGUCUUCAUUCCCCUGCCCACACGCCUUCAUUCUCCUGCCCACCCUUCUUCAUUGCCCUGCCCACCCGCCUUCAUUCCCCUGCCCACCCAUCUUCACUGUGUGAUCGCAUUCCUUCAGUAG
This is a messenger RNA of Acanthosepion pharaonis, 453 nucleotides long. Lineage: Eukaryota; Metazoa; Mollusca; Cephalopoda; Sepiida; Sepiidae. The record is from the annotation of a GenBank genome assembly.